AUGGAAGUAUUACUGCACGACAGUCGCGCUAUUGUCGUCAUGUUGGACUUCCUCAGAAAAAAUAUUGGGAUGGAAAUCCCUCUGUUUCUAUAUAUGCUUACCAGUUUCCUGAAAUUUCCUGUAUUCCAAAAUUUAAUGUAUGAGAAAGUUUGUCUUGCUCGACACAAUCAGGAUUUCACUUUUUGCUCAAACGUAACAGCAUAUCACAACGACAAAACUAUUCAAGCUGAUGCAAAUCAUUUCUAUUUUCUGUCUUCUGUCGUGCUAGUGCUUCCAUCGUUGUUCUCAACUCUUGCGCUAGGAGCAGUUUCGGAUGUGUGGAGUAUCAAAGUGCCCCUGAUGAUACCUUUCCUUGGUUUGAUUAUGUGUACAACAAACUACAUCAUUCAAACGGCAUAUAUGGGAUUAUCCGUAUUCUUGCUGUUGAUUAGUGACGCUGUAUUUGGUAUAUGUGGUGGAUUUAUUUCCGUGAUAUCUACUACCCUCAGCUAUGGAGUAAAAACAACCUCAACUUCCCGUCGUAGUGUCAGAAUUGCUGGAAUGGAAGGUGCUAUAGGUCUUGGUGGUACCAUUGGGUACGCCACUUCGGGGAUCAUUAGAGAAGCUUUAGGGUACUCGUACACUUUCUUGUUAAUGCUUGUUUUGCAAGUGAUUGCCUUCUUUUACAUUCUCAUAUUCGCAAAAGACGUCGAAAAAUUUGCUUCUCAAGAUGAGGAUCGCUCACGAGGACCUCUUUCACGUAUUGUUGAGAAGUCGCUUACAGUUAUCGCUGAUUACUGGAGACUCCUGACGACGGAGCGAAAAUUUCGCCUCAUGCUUGUGAUGAAUUUGCUUGCACUUGGAGUGGAGUUGCUCAUAUUUGCUGGUUUAAUGGACAUUCAAUAUUCUUACUUGCGGUUCAAAUUAGGUUGGGGAGAUAAACAGUACGGAUGGUUCAGUGGUUUACAAUACGGAGUAACUACUGCAUCUGUGCUAAUUCUGUAUCCAUUUUUGUACAUACGAGGGAUGAGUGACGGUAUUCUUGGAUGUCUUGGCUUAACAGCUAAGAUGAUUUCUCUUAUAAUGCUUGCCUUCGUUUUAAACUCUGCCAUGGCUUUCUCAGUUAUAGUGUUCACGUCGCUUAAUCGUUUCGUUGCAACUGGUUUCCGCUCUUUCAUCUCGGGUCUUAUUCAGACAAAUGAACAAGGGAAGAUGUUCUCUCUUAUUGCAUUGUUAGAAGGUGUAACUGGCCUUCUAGCGAGUGCAAUUUACAACAACCUUUAUCCAAAAACUUUGUCAUUCUUUCCUGGACUAUUCCACCUUUUAAGUGCCGCUCUCCUGAUCAUUCCACUCACCAUUCUUGGUAUAUCGGACCUACGAGUCAAAGCUUCUUCAGAGUUAGAAAACGACAACGAAUCUACAACGGCGGGAACGCUGAACUAA
This is a messenger RNA of Necator americanus (New World hookworm), 1422 nucleotides long. RefSeq lists its product as uncharacterized. Gene Ontology annotation, cellular component: membrane. Gene Ontology annotation, molecular function: transmembrane transporter activity. Lineage: Eukaryota; Metazoa; Nematoda; Chromadorea; Rhabditida; Ancylostomatidae. Bases 1 to 1422 code for a protein of 473 amino acids. The record is from RefSeq and is a predicted model, not a curated record. The transcript is spliced from 13 exons. Gene Ontology annotation, biological process: transmembrane transport.